This is a messenger RNA of Porites evermanni, 4087 nucleotides long. NCBI's taxonomy places the organism in Eukaryota, Metazoa, Cnidaria, Anthozoa, Scleractinia, Poritidae. The record is from the annotation of a GenBank genome assembly.
AUGAAAGCCAGGAUAUUUAAUCUUGGUAUCGGCGACAAAGACAAUGGAGUUAAUGUCGGCGUCGAUAAAGACAAGGGUGUCGAUGUUGGCGUUACAGUUGGUGGCAAGAAGAUAGGUAUUGGAGCAGGGAAAACAGGCGCGAACGUGCAAGUUCCUUUGUAAGUUUUUGGGAUUUUAUUGAAUUGAUAUCUAUGCAAAUGAUUAUCAAUUAAUGAUCUGCCCAACUCUUCUUAUCUGUCAUUCAAAAUAUUUCGCCGUUUCCUUGAUUGGGUUAAAUCUCCCAGCUAUUUCUACAAAGCUAGCUGGCCUUGAAAGAUGGGAACAAUACAUCAUCGAUACGAUUAAUAAAAAAAAAUUCAGAGAAAAGUGAGGAAUUCGCCUAAGUUAACUUCAAGUUGUUUGUUUGAGACUAAGGUCUAAUAGAAAAAAAUGGUGCAGGGCGCUAUUGGAACUACGAUUGCUUUUUACUGGGCUGCCUGUGAUACGCCAAAUCAUAAUUUCUGUUACGUCGGUCGUCUCCGUCAAAAAAAUGACCAGCGUUAAUUAUUUGAUUUUGUAACAAGUAUGCUUAAGAAUAAACGACAAAGUUUGCCUUCAAUCGCGAAUUUGUUAUCACAGAAACAGGCUAACUACUUUGAACUCACCACAGUAAGAACUAAUAACCGUGCAGGUCUGAUUACCUGAUAAGCGGAGUUUUAAGGUAACUACAUUUAAAUAAUGAUGACUGUUUUUCCUUUUAGUUGGAAGUAAAAAAGCAGUCAAGCAAGGCCACAACAAGCACAUAGCAUAGUUAAAGUAACAUAAAUGAUAGCCCACUUAUCCUGAAGUUCAGAGGCUUUUAACUAUGAACUGAAUAAAGUAGAAUUGAAAGAAAUAAAAUUGUAAGUAAUUCAAUUGCUGCAUUUUAAAAAUUGCUUGGCAAAUCAAUAAAAAAAGUUUAACAGUUAGCCAGUCUGUUUAUUUUAUGAGAUUUAUAAGGGUCACCCCGAAAACAUGGGGAUCUACGUAUCCACAUCAUAUUCCUCAACCAGCUCAAAUGACCCAUCCGUAACACCAUAAUAUUGCCAAAAAUUAAGACUGGUAGGUUUCUUAGAUUGGGUUGGGAAAGAUUAUACGCAGAGGCAGGUGAUGGAAGAGCGCUGGACGAAAAAGGCGGGAAAAUAGAAAGUGCAAGUGGCAGACGAAUCUUUCUUUGAUUUUUAAUAGUUUUUAUGAACGCAAGUGCUUCCGCCUUUGGGGCUCUACGUCACAUCGCGUGACCAUACUAAGCGUACCCUAAUUAACUCGUUGAAAACUAUUUCGCACUAGCGUUCGCUAUCAGCUAUGAUGAGAAAGUCGUCGAGAUAAACUAAUACACUUCAAAAAGCCACACCGAGUCAUCAUUCUGGGUAUGGAUUGUGUUAUCCUGUGAAACAGGUGAUUUUGAGGUAGCAAAUGGCAGUUUACAGUCGCACGUGUAAGUUGUGUGAUUCUCUCCGCUGAAUUGCCAAGCGAUUUUUAUAGCGUUGUCAUUGGAAAGGUGAAUAGGUACAAGACUAUACGCGCUCUUAAGGUCAUUCUUUGUUAGAUUUGCAUUAGGCUUGAUGAGAGUUACGUAAGAAAGAGAGAGUGCAAAUUAUCUCCGGUACGGAGUAUAGGAGAUAAUGACUUUCUACGUGUUAUUUCUUGGGCAUGUUGGUAUUAUCACCCCUUAUUGGUGUUAGUUAAUUAAAUAGCUGCAUGUUGGCCAAACCGAGCAGUUUAUCAUUGAAAGGCAAGGAGAGGAGAAAUAGUAUCUUUACUCGUUGAGAUUCCCAAGGUAGAACACAACACAUAAGAGGCGAUUCUUUUUCAAUUUACUCGUUGUCCUUUGGCCUUGUAAGUAUGCCUUGAAGGGAAUUUAACAGUCUCUAUUCUUUUCACAUUUUUAUCACAAGGACUACAAGAUGAAGCCUUAUUCUAUAAUACUUAUUGGCGCUGCAUUUUUGGUGUUCGCGUUCCCAGCUGGAAAGAGGUAAGAUAUGAAAAAUGGUUUACCGUGAAUUACAGUCCGGCGUAAAAACUUACUUAAGUCAUUUCGUAUUUGACCUGUUCAAGUAACUUUAUAUGCCGUUAGAAACUUCUAGAAAGUUUGGUCCGAUUUACUUUUAUCGGGGUCUUUUUAAAGAGCAUGUACGUAGAAUACAAGCUCGCGCAGUUUUUCCUCUUUUUAGUAUAAAAAGAGAGGUGAUCUAUUUCUAUAAUAGUUUCAAAGAAAUUUAAGUUUUUAGGUUUGAACUUAUCUGUAGUUUCAAAUAAAGCGUUUAUACACGUUUAUACUUGUUUAAGCGUCGAAUUUAGGGCUCGCCACAUUGAGAUGAAUACAAUGCAGUGCACCAUUGGGGUCUAAUUUAGCUAUCUUAGUAAGGGCAAAUACAGUCCAGUUUUCUGGAGCCGAAUUGGACUCAGGGGCUCAAAGGACUGAUCAUGAGUCCGAAAUUGAGCUUAAAAGGCUCUAGAAAAGGCUGAAUCAAAUUUUUUGUCUGCAGAACUUAAUCAGCAUUUAAAGGUUGAAACAGAUCUUUAUUAAACUUAAAAGCUUUUUAGUCGAGCUAGAAAUACUGACAAAAUGUAAAAUGUUACGUUAAUAAUUUCUUAGUCAAGACUUUGAAGAUGCUCAGCAUGUAGAAGAAGAUAUGGCUGCCCAGCCCCCUUUUAUUUAUCGUCCUUAUCGUCGUCAAGCCAUGAAAACCAGGAUAUUUAAUCUUGGUAUCGGCGACAAAGACAAUGGAGUUGAUGUCGGCGUCGAUAAAGACAAGGGUGUCGAUGUUGGCGUUACAGUUGGUGGAAAGAAGACAAGUAUUGGAGCAGGGAAAACAGGCGCGAAAAUCCAAAUUCCUUUGUAAGUUUUUGUAUUAAAUUGAUAUCUAUGCAAAUGAUUAUCAAUUAAUGGUCUGCCCAACUGUUCUUAUCUGUCAUUCCAAAUAUUUCGCCGUUUCCUUGAUUGGGUUAAAUCUCCCAGGUAUUUCUACACAGCCAGCUGCCCUUGAAAGAUGGGAACAAUGCAUCAUCGAUACGAUUAAUAAAAAAACUCAGAGAAAAGUGAGGAAUUCGCCUAAGUUAAUUUCAAUUUGUUUGUUUGAGACUAAGGUCUAAUAGCAAAAAAAGGUGGGGGGGGGGGGUUGGAACUACGAUUGCUUUUUACUGGGCUGCCUGUGAUACGCCGAAUCACCGUUAAUUAUUUGAUUUUGUAACAAGUAUCCUUUAGAAUAAACGACAAAGUUUGCCUUCAAUCGCGAAUUUGUUAUCACAGAAACAGGUUAACUACUUUGAACUUACCACAGUAAGAACUAAUAACCGUGCAGGUCUGAUUACCUGAUAAGCGGAGUUUUAACGUAACUACAUUUAAAAAAUGAUAACUGUUUUUCUUUUUAGUUGGAAGUAAAAAAACAAGUCAAGCAAGGCCAGAACAAGGACAUAAAUGAUAAAUGAUUUAUAGUCCACUUAUCCUGAAGUUCAGAGGCUCUUAACUAUGAACUAAAUAAAGUAGAAUUGAAAUAAAUAAAAAUGUAAGUAAUUCAAUUGCUGCAUUUUAAAGAUUGCUUAGCAAAUCAAUAAAAGAUGGUUAACAGUUAGCCAGUCUGUUUAUUGUAUAUCUAGGGGAGGAGAAGAGGCUGUGAGAAAGAUUUAUAAGGGGCACCCCGAAAACAUGGGGAUCAACGUAUCCAGAUCGUAUUCCUCAAUCGGCUCAAACGACCCAUCCAGAUCAUACUCAUCAACCGGAUCUAAUGACCCAUCCAGAUCAUAUUCCACAACUGGCUCAAAUGACCCAUCCAGAUCAUAUUCCACAACUGGCUCAAAUGACCCAUCCAGAUCAUAUUCCACAACUGGCUCAAAUGACCCAUCCAGAUCAUAUUCCACAACCGGCUCAAAUGAUCCAUCCAGAUCAUAUUCCACAACUGGCUCAAAUGACCCAUCCAGACCAUAUUCCUCAACCGGCUCAAAUGACCCAUGCGGAACACCAAAAUACUGCCAAAAAUUAAGACUGGCAGGUUUCUUAGACCGCGUUGGGCAAGAUUAUAUGCAGAGGCAGGCGCAGGAAGAGCGCGGAACGAAGGCGGGAAAAUAG